Messenger RNA from Mytilus californianus (California mussel), 760 nucleotides. Its product is annotated as transmembrane protein 222-like. NCBI's taxonomy places the organism in Eukaryota, Metazoa, Mollusca, Bivalvia, Mytilida, Mytilidae. The transcript is spliced from 6 exons. The record is from RefSeq and is a predicted model, not a curated record. The coding region runs from base 1 to 573 and encodes 190 amino acids.
AUGGCUGAAACCAAAACAUUCGAAAAUCAAGAAAAAACUGCAAUCAACAUGCCUGGUCAUUUGCCACUCUAUGGCAGUCAAAAAAUUGACCAUGACAAACUGCGGUACCCGCACUGCAUUGUCUGGACACCAAUACCAUGUCUUACAUGGCUGUUUCCAAUUAUAGGACAUAUGGGAAUAUGUACUAGCACAGGAGUUAUUAGAGACUUUGCUGGCCCUUAUUAUGUCUCGGAAGAUGAUAUGGCUUUUGGAAACCCUGUAAAAUAUUGGCAGCUAGACUUGGCUAAAGUGAAUAAUGGUAAAGAGUCCUGGGAUCGUGGAGUGAUGGACUCUUGUGAAGAAUAUAAACACAGAAUGCAUAAUUUAUGUUGUGAUAAUUGCCAUUCCCACGUUGCCAUGGCACUGAACACAAUGAAAUACAAUGGUAAAACAUCCUUCAAUAUGGUCAACCUUUGUCUGUAUAUGUUACUGUAUGGAAAAUACACAAAUCCUUGUGGAUUUUUGAAGACAUGGUUACCAUUCUUGAUCUUUGUUGGCAUAAUAUUGGCAAUUGUCUUGACAACAUCAUUGUAAACAUCAAAUCUCUAUUUCUUGAAUGACUGUGAUAUUUUGUAGCCAUUAUUUAUUUUUACCUUUGUUUAAAUGACAACCUGUAAUAUUCAUGUUGUAUUAAAAGGAUUUCAAUAUCGAAAAAGACUGUAUAAAACUUUUUCUGAGAAAUAUUCCAAACACAUGAAUACAAUGUACUUGGGGGGGGGGG